AUGUCUCACAAAUACAUUUUUGUUUUGAGUGUCCUUUUGUCCUCCGCGUUGUCGUACGACGGGUCAAAGGAUGCCAAAAUUUUGGACUACCAACUGGAACACACCCCCUCAGGACACUACUUCUUCCGCUUCGAAAGUAGCGAUGGGACAGUUCGGGAAGAAGAAGGUAACGUUUUGGACGAAAACGUCGAAAAUUCCCCUGUUAUAGUCAAAGGGUCGUAUUCCUACACUGACGAAACCGGAAAAGUCUACACUGUUAGAUACAUAGCCGACGAGAAUGGUUUCCACCCUGAAGGCGACCAUAUCAAAGUUCCACCCUAUAUAGUCAACCCCAAUCCUGUUAACGUGGUUCUACAAUCAACCCCUAGACCUGCUGCCCCCAUUCAAUUUAUCCAACCAACCUCUAGACCUCAGUACAUCGCUUCAGAACCAACAAGGUUCCAAGUUGGGUCUUUUUCAACUACCACCAGACCCGAAGUGUCUACGACCCCUACGAGAAUUCACAUCCCUGUGGAAUCUACAGUGAGUACCAACGUGGCAACUUCAAAACCCAUUGCUUUCAAUGAACUGGACAAAAAAUUGCAGAGCUCCAUUGUUAGUCUACUCUCGAAUGGGGACGGAAGAGGGUUUAACAUUGGAGCGGUGAACUCAAUUUGAUUGUUAAUUGUUAUUUUCGUUGUUAAAAAUGUUGAAGAGAUUUUAAUAAACAAUUAAACCACUA
Messenger RNA from Zophobas morio, 721 nucleotides. RefSeq names its product pupal cuticle protein-like. The record is from RefSeq and is a predicted model, not a curated record. Gene Ontology annotation, molecular function: structural constituent of chitin-based larval cuticle. The transcript is spliced from 3 exons. NCBI's taxonomy places the organism in Eukaryota, Metazoa, Arthropoda, Insecta, Coleoptera, Tenebrionidae. Bases 1 to 657 code for a protein of 218 amino acids. Gene Ontology annotation, cellular component: chitin-based extracellular matrix.